Suillus clintonianus is the source of this 6151-nucleotide messenger RNA. RefSeq lists its product as uncharacterized. Gene Ontology annotation, molecular function: ATP binding; hydrolase activity; protein binding. The record is from RefSeq and is a predicted model, not a curated record. Lineage: Eukaryota; Fungi; Basidiomycota; Agaricomycetes; Boletales; Suillaceae. Bases 273 to 6014 code for a protein of 1913 amino acids. The transcript has 33 exons.
CUCAACCGGCUAUCGACAUAUCGCUCUUCGUCAGGCUUGGUGUAGUUGUGCCUCCUACGAGCGAGGCCGCCACAUCACUGUCCAUUCACAUUCUUGCGGAGCUGAAAAACAUUCUCUCAUUUUACUUCUCACUUCUACGGAGGACGGAACUGUCAGGCGACAUCAAAGCCUCACUCCUCCCCAAUGUAGGAGAGUCUGCCAAAGAUGCGUCGCCUGAAGUUUCGUCAAUCGAAGAUGUCGAGAGCUCAACAAACCAACCCAACGCGUACCCAAUGGUACAACCCAUGAAGGCUGCGCUUUACUUCGAAAACGCGGAUGGGUUCGGGGAGUGGCGGAUCCUCAUAUCUACCGAGGCCUACAAAAAUUUGCGUGAAUUCCGUAGAGCAGAUGAGAAGAUAUUCAGGAUCAUCGUCAAGAAGAUCAAACAACUAUCGAAUGGUCAUUUCUCAGAUGAUAACCACAAACGGCUCAAUGGGCCGGAUGCAGGCAUACCUAUCCACGAAGCCAAGAUGACAAGGGACCUACGAUUGGUAUACCAAAUUGAUUGUGUCCCUGACCAGGACGGAGAGGUACGUCUAAUCAAGGUAUACGGCAUCUAUACGCACGCUCAGCUUGGCAGAAUAUGGGAUGCCUUGGGAAGCCAUCUCGCACGCAAGGGCAAAGAGUAUCGUAGAAGGUGCAUAUUUCGGAAUAGACCAGCCCUUUCUAACGACAGCGUGAUUUUGCCGGCGUCAUUCCCGCCGGCGGAACCUGAGUCAGAAUGCUCAGGGAGCCCACUUAAUCUUAGUGAUAAGGACAUGGACCGCCUCCACUCUUUGCUUGUUUUGGAGAAAUACGUCACAUUCUCGCAAGCGUUCCUGCAUAGUCUUAUCGCAAACCAAGACGUACAGCACGUCUUCAUACUCACGCCUCAAGAACAAAAGAUUGUCGAGUGUACCACGUCGUGUUAUGUUUUGGGUCGCAGCGGCACGGGAAAAACCACGACGAUGUUGUUCAAGAUUCUUGGCAUUCAGCGAGCUUGGGAGAUGAGUGCCGUCGACAUGCCAAAGCCACGCCAAAUCUUUGUCACCAAAUCCAGAGUGCUCGCCACGAAAGUGGAAGAGUAUUUCACGAAGCUUCUCGAAUCUCUGGCGCUAGCAGGCUAUACCCUGCAGGAACUUGCGAAAAUGAAGGCACAAACACAAAGUGUUCAGGAGGGCCUUGUUGACCUCGACGACCUGCCCGAAUCACAGAUGAAUAUACCCAUGAAAUAUAGUGAACUUGAGGACAAGCACUUUCCUUUGUUUGUGACUUUCGAUCGACUGGCGAAGAUGAUCGCGGGAGAUAUCCUGAGCAAGGAUGACCCCGAAACGAGAAUUAGCGCAGGAAUUUUCUUCAAUGUUGACGAUGCAGAGGCGCAUGACUGUUUCGUCACCUAUGAAGUAUUCGUAAAUCAAUAUUGGCCUCAUUUCCCGCAGAAUCUCACUAAGAAUCUUAACCCGUGGUUGGUUUUCAGCGAAUUCAUGGGGAUCGUCAAAGGGUCCGAACAUGCGCUGACUUGUCCUGACGGAAUUCUCGAUCGCCCAAACUACCUUCGUCUUCCUCAUCGUUCCAACCCGAAUUUUGCGAAUCAGAGGGGAAUUCUGUAUGACAUCUUCGAGACUUACACAAAAAUCAAGAGGCAGCGACGUCAUCAUGAUGUUGCAGACCGCACACAUGCGAUACUCAAGGUCUUGCGGAGCCAAAAGUUCCCCGGCAAACAGAUCGAUUAUCUAUAUGUCGACGAAGCGCAAGACAAUCUUCUGAUCGACGCACUCUUUUUAAGGCAACUGUGCAGGAAUCCAGACGGUUUGUUCUGGGCUGGAGACACCGCACAGACGAUCUCUGCAGGGAGUUCCUUCAGGUUCGAUGAUCUCAAAGCGUUUCUAUACCGUGUGGAGCAGCAGCAAAAUUUCUCGGUCAAUUCCGCUGGACCAUAUCUUCAUCAGCCCACUAUGUUUCAAUUAGCGAUCAACUACAGAUCGCAUGGUGGCAUCGUCAACUGUGCCCAUUCUGUGAUCGAACUCAUCACAAAGUUUUGGCCCAACACAAUCGAUAACCUUCAGCCAGAAAAAGGGGUGGUUGACGGGCUGAAACCUGUAUUUUUUACUGGUUGGGAUAAAGACACCGUUCGUUAUGAACAGUUCUUGUUCGGGGCGAGUGGUAGUCACAUUGAGUUUGGGGCCCAGCAGUGCAUACUUGUGCGUGACGAUGCAGCACGUCAGAAGUUGCGGGAACAAGUAGGCGAUAUUGGACUGAUUAUGACGCUUUACGAGAGCAAGGGCUUGGAGUUCAAUGACGUGCUAUUGUACAACUUUUUUGAGGAUUCCGCUGUAGAUCUGUCGCGAUGGCGCAUAGUUCUUAACGGAGUAGAGAGUGAAGGGCAUGCACCGAACUUCGAUCGUGACGAAGCGCGAUACGCUGGGGUUUGUAGCGAGCUCAAACUUCUUUAUGUGGGAAUCACUCGAGCGAGGAAGAACAUGUGGAUCGUUGACAAGUCUGAUAAAUCAGACCCAAUGCGUAUAUUCUGGACCUCUCGCAAUCAGGUCCAUAAUUGUACCCCCCUCACCGAUGUUCCUCAUCUAGCCGUCUCCUCAACUCCAGAAGAAUGGGCAACCUUCGGGCGCUCACUGUUCUCGCACAAACGCUACUCGCAGGCUAUCCACUGCUUCGAACGUGCUAACCUUCCUCGUGAGGUGAAGGUCUGUGAAGCAUAUCAACUGCGAGAAGUUGCACGUUCUAGUGUCGGGGUGGCCUUACUCAGCGACCAAAAAAGAGCUUUUAACGUGGCAGCUGAUGCCUUUACCGCUUGUGGUGCGGCCGCGUCAGUGAACCAGAAGCUCCAGUAUUAUCGUAACUCGGCGGAUUGCUACGUCCGAGGGGGCGAGGAUCUCAAGGCUGCUGAUGCCUAUCUCAAUGCUCAAGAAUUCGAGCAAGCAGCGAAGAGAUAUCGCAAGGUUGGACGUUUUGACAAGACCCUCCAUGUCCUCGAUGACCAUGGCGUGAAUAUACCUAACGAGACCGCGGAGGAGUUACGAACUGUGUGCAGACUCUUUUACUGCAGCAGGAACAACACUCAGGCUCCCUUGCCUCUCUUCUCGACAUUUGAGGAGGAACUCGAGUUUCUGGAGGACUAUGAUCUCGAUUACGCCCGUGCCUCACUACUUGAAUCUCACUCGAGGUACUAUGAGGCCGCAGAGCUCCACUUGUCAGAGAACAGGCCCCUGGAAGCUGUCCAAGCAUUCAUCAAGGACGACGACAAUGUCGAUUCUACUGUCCGUGCGGCCGACACUAUAUUGGAAUACCUCUGGCGCAAAUGUUCUUUUAGAAUCACUGCCAAAACUGCCUUUGUUGAUGAGCCAAUGCGGCAUUUCAUCGCUCUCGCUAAUCAGCUAGAGAUGAGCAAACUCAAGCCGGCGACGCGUGAUUUAAUAUCGAUGUUUCAGAACAUCUUGCGCGAAAACCAUGGGAUGUUGGAAAAUCUCGCGCUUGCCUUCGAUGAACAUAAAAACAACCCAGCGGCUCUCCUUUGCUUGGACCACGUCUUCUCUCGAAGCACAGACAUUCGAUCUUUCGCGGUCGAUGAAAUGCAACGGUUCCUCCAACAGUUUCAUUCUUAUGCACGACUGCUUUAUCAAAUUUCGACCUUUCCUGACCCCGUGGAGCAUCGCGGUAUUCAGAGACUGUUCUCCAUCGUGCGGUUGUCCGGUGACGAGUUUGUCAUACCAGAUGGAACGUUCCUCCACCGCUGUGUGACGGAAAUCCGCCAAGGCAUCACUUUAGUUUCGGAACAUCCAUCCGGGUACACAGCCUCUCGCAGAAAUGUUACGCAGCUGCUACAACUAUCCAUUCGAACUGUUUUGAAAGAAAAAGUGUCGGAGAUCGAUGCUAUGUGUUGCACAUCCCCCGUUUUCUCGCAAUGCCUACCAUUCUUGGUUUCUGGAGUAUGUCGAAGAGAUAACUGUCCCCAAGAGCAUGUCGCGAUAUCGAAAUUGGAUCGCUUGUAUUACAACAACCGUGUUGCCAUCCACAUCUGGCAGAUUCUCAUCUUGCAAUUCAUGUAUUCCGCUCAUCCAUACAUGGAACGACGCGAUAGCAUGAGGGACUGGCUCACUCAUCUUUACGAGGCUCUUAAUCCACCCUUCUUCAUUCAAGGUUCUCCCGCGGACCUUGAUAUGAGCCUAAUGCCUUUUCGUCUAGAUGGUAUGAAAGUGGUGAAACUCUGGAUCCGCGAAUCCUUCUAUUCGCUUGACCCGUUCUGGACUAACUCUCAGUUUUUGACGGCUGUGAUGAGGAUCACUAGUUUGAGUUUUGCGUUUGACAGAAACGACGCAUCUAGCUACAUCUCUCGGGCAAAAUGUAUGGUCUCCAGGCCGGCGGAGCUCAUUCGCAGAGGAGACAAUCGCUAUAUGCUCAAGGACCUGCUCAAUUCUUACCAAGGAGCUAUCUGCAGCAGCGUCUCGUCGGGAAUUCUGUUUCUUCUCCAUGUCCUCGACAACCGUUUGUACACCAACCUCUCUGUGCUGUGCGAUUGCAUCGAGGACGUCUGCAGUGCUUUUAUAAUUAAGUAUCGAAUGGACCCAGGAUUUAAUGACUUCCCCCUCCACGGCGUCGUCCUUCCAUGCAACUGGCUGCUGUCUCCCCACAAAUUUACGGCAGAGAAAGAGACUAGGAUGGUUUUGAUGGACUACCUCCUGAAUGAGAUAGCGAGGCUGGUCGAAGCAUUGCGUGUGGAGGCCGGCAUGGAAUUCCUCUGGAUGAACCAUACAAAACUUACGCCCAUUCUCCGUAAUAUCUUCAUUUCCCGGAUCUGCAGAGUUCUCUGCCUUCUUGCUCAUAAUACCAGGAAUCGCUUCUUGAAAGACAAAGUAGACAAGAUCAUGCUUUCCCUGCACAAGAACAGCCCUCCUUCGAAUUGGCGUACAGCCAACUAUCGAAAAAUCGUGGAUGACGUGGUCAAGUACAUGACACCCUUGCCAGGACGGCCGCCUACCUUAGACGGUUACGUGCGAGCUCUCCUAGCUUUCGACAACAACAUAGGAGUGAACAAUUUGGUGCACCUUGUCCACAAAACGAUGGACCAGCGUACCCGAGGCUAUACAGUUCGUCGGCUCGUAUUCGAGAAGGUCACCGAGAUUCCCCAUCUCCUUUCAUCAUAUGCAGUAAUCGCACAGUCUACUCUGAGAGUGGAGGCCCCGACCUUUGUGCCUCGCUUAGAGCAUUCCAAGGACCAACCAGAGGUUACGCAGCACGAUGAGAAAGAGAUGACGGAACCGCAACCUCAAGAGUUCGACGGAGAAGACGAAAAGGAGGAGGAUGUCGUGGCGAAUGUUGAUGCCGAGACCCGUGAUGCGUCGGAGAGGUUGGAUGAGGCGGUGACGUCGCUUGCGCCUGAUCUCGAUGAGUCGCUGCGCUCUAACGGACCAUCAGUGGCGGAAGAAAAGGCAGCUUGCGAUAUUCAGAACACAUACCGCCGUUACGUUCGACGUCGCUCGAGUCGUGCAGUGAAUGCCGAAAUCGAUGCGAUAUUCAUGACAUGCCUGAAGGAGACGCAGUCCUCUGAAUGGCGUCCGGGUCAUUACAGCUUCCUUUUCCUUGGACCAUUGCCUCACCUUCUGCUGUGCCUGGAACGAGGCAUUGCAUUGACUCGCGCUGCCAAAGCGAAGACGAAAGGCCUUCUCAACAAAGAGUCUCAUGAAAAGCUUGAGCAGUUGGGCCGGCAGAGAAGCGAGAUCGCAAAGCUCCUCAAGGAGGGAUCGAAAUUGCGCAAGCAGCUAGAACCUUCCUCGCCGGCCCAUCGUUCCCGUGACAUUGAUGCUCUCAAACGUGCAGUUCUAGAGGUCAAGGAAUUCAUGCAGAGGGUUCCCAGCAAUAUGCAGGAUAUGCAAUCCGAGUUUCAAGUGGCCUAUAAGGGAAUUGUCGCAGAGAAGAAGGUUCCGGUGCGCAAGGAGAAAGAGAGACCCGUUCUCAAUGUCGAGGAUAUCGACGACUAUUAAGAUAUUGCUUAGGUUGUGAAGAGGCGAGACCGCUAUCUCAUCGUGUAACAAAACAUUGUACAGUACGUAUUCCCGUAAUAAAUGACUGUGGGCGAGGGCAAACGAAGGCGGCGCGCGCCCCACUAUGGUUAAUCAUU